Molecule: messenger RNA, 2869 nt
Organism: Acinonyx jubatus (cheetah)
Lineage: Eukaryota; Metazoa; Chordata; Mammalia; Carnivora; Felidae
Gene: KRT12
Product: keratin 12
Exons: 7
Coding region: 826-2490 (554 amino acids)
Molecular function (GO): structural molecule activity
Source: RefSeq, a predicted model, not a curated record
AGGGCACCUGGGUGGCUCAGUUGGUUAAGUGUCCAGCUUCGGCUCGGGUCAUGAUCUCACUGUUCAUGAGUUCAAGUCCCACAUGGGGCUCUGUGCUGACAGCUGAGAGCCUGGAGCCUGCUUCAGAUUCUGCAUCUCCCUCUCUCUCUCCCUCUCUCUGCUCCUUGCUCUCUCUCUCUCUCAGAAAUUAAACAUUAAAAAAAUUAAGAAAAAAAUCCUUGAGAAUUCAAAUGCCUGUAUGAAUCUGGAAAAUGCAUUUACUCCCCCACCUCUCACCAGUGCGUUUCACAACUGCUUCUGAAUCUAUAUUCCACUAGGAGAUAGACUAGAUCAUGACUGCAUGGUUUACAUUUAGUUUUCCAAAGGAAACAAGUCAGAAAUAUGAGUGAAGAACUUUAAGAAGCUCAAGGCUGAGGACGACGUACGAUUAGUUUAUCCAUUUGACAAUCACUCAUUGCCUUCCCACUGUGCCUAAGACACCAGGCAGUGCUGAGAAUACAAGCAAUAGAAUAUGUUGGAAGAGAAAAAUUCCUUCUGACAACCUAUCUCUACUCCACCCAGAUUUCUUUUUUGUAUAACAAAUAUAUAAUGGGCAAAAUUAUUCAAUUAGUUCUAUACCGAUAAGUUUUCAGUAUGCAUAAAUCAUGCAUUUGUUGAGCUGGUCAAAAAAGGGGGAAGCACAAUAUUUUGAAUGAAGAGAGUGAACUUUUCAACUGUAACACCCAUUUCAUGACCUAUAAAAGGCCAACCUUUCUGCCUUGCUGACACUGCUUUCUCUCAGGUUGUAGCCCCCUUCCCCGGGCUGCGGAUCUCUCCAGCAGCACCAUGUCCCUCUCAGUGCGCACCUCUGGGCUCUCCCGGCGGCCAUCUUCCCAGAGUGGGACAUCCGGCAGAGCCAGGGGCACGUCCGCUUCCAUCGUUGGAAGUGGCUAUGGGGGGAGCACCUUUGGCUUUGGAGACAGCUAUGGGGGAGGCUUUUCUUCUGCUUCCAUGUUUGGUUCUAGUUCUGGCUUUGGUGGUGGCUCUGGAAUUUCCUUUGCAGGAGGACUGGGCAGUGCUUAUGGGGGAGCCCUGGGAGGUGGUUCUGGAGCCCUGGGAGGUGGCUUUGGAAGCCUAGGAAGUGGCUUUGGAGGCCUGGGAGGUGGCUUUGGAGGCCUGGGAAUUGGAUUUGGAGGAAGCCCCGGAGGUGGCCCUGGAGGCAUUCUCUCUGGCAAUGAUGGAGGCCUUCUUUCUGGAUCAGAAAAGGAAACCAUGCAAAAUCUUAAUGACAGAUUGGCCUCCUACCUGGAUAAGGUUCGAGCUCUAGAAGAGGCUAAUACUGAGCUAGAAAACAAAAUUCGAGAAUGGUAUGAAACACGAGGAUCUGGGACUGGAGACCCCAGGUCCCAGAGUGAUUACAGUAAAUAUUAUCCAUUGAUCGAAGACCUCAGGAAUAAGAUCAUUUCUGCCACCAUUGGAAAUGCCCAGCUCAUCCUGCAGAUUGACAACGCGAGACUGGCUGCCGAAGACUUCAGAAUGAAGUAUGAGAAUGAGCUGGCCCUGCGGGUGAGUGUGGAGGCCGACACCAACGGCCUGCGCAGGGUGCUGGACGAGCUGACCCUGGCCAGGGCCGACCUGGAGAUGCAGAUCGAGAACCUCAAGGAGGAGCUGGCCUACCUGAAGAAGAAUCAUGAAGAGGAGCUCCAAACCUUCCUGGCAGGCGGCCCGGGGCAGGUCAGCGUGGAAAUGGACGCUGCUCCGGGGCUGGACCUCACCAGGCUCCUCAACGACAUGAGGGCGCAGUAUGAAGCCAUCGCUGAGCAGAAUCGUAAGGACGCGGAGGCCUGGUUCGUUGAAAAGAGCGGGGAGCUAAGGAAGGAGAUCAGCAUCAACACGGAGCAGCUUCAGUCCAGCAAGAGCGAGGUCACCGACCUGAGGCGCGCAGUUCAAAACCUGGAGAUCGAGCUCCAGUCCCAGCUGGCCACGGUAGGGCGCGCCCGCGCAGUAUCUUUUCAUGACUUCCAAAGAAAACGUGCCAUCCACAUUAGGAAGGCCACCGGCGGGCCGCCUUCCUCACUUCAGUCCCCUCCACCGUUCUGUCUGUGCCAUUUCCCUCCCACCGUGCAGAAGAAAUCCCUGGAGGACUCGCUGGCGGAAGUGGAGGGCGACUACUGCGGCCAGCUGUCGCAGGUGCAGCAGCUCAUCGGCAGCCUGGAGGAGCAGCUCCUCCAGGUGCGCGCCGACGCCGAGCGCCAGAACGCCGACCACCAGCGGCUGCUGAACGCCAAGGCCCGCCUGGAGCUGGAGAUCGAGACCUACCGCCGCCUGCUGGACGGCGAGGCCCAAGGCGACGGUUUUGAUGAAAGUUUAUAUGUGACAGACUCCAAAUCUCAAACACAGUCGAUCGAUUCCUCUAAAGAUCCAACCAAAUCCCGGAAAAUCAAGACAAUUGUGCAGGAAGUGGUGAAUGGUGAAGUGGUCUCAUCUCAAGUUCAGGAAGAACUAAUAUAAAAUUUCAUAAGAUCUUCCCCAAGAUUGAUUCCUUAGGAACAGUAAAUUUACAAGCAGAAAUUAUCCCUUUCAGAGUAAGAUAUUAGUUCAAUUCUACUUCUGUCUGUUUCAUUUUCCUUGGAUUCCCUAUUCACUAUGAGUCCUUUUUGCUCUUCAAUUACAAAUCACUAUGGCCACGUUGGUCUUUAUAACAAACCAAAAUUGCCUUACAUCUUUCUGGACCUGCAGUAGUCUUUUAAUAAACGUUCUUCUGGUGACCGGGAACAUGUUUUAAUCACAGGAUUCUGAUCAAGUAGUAUGGUUUUAAUAAAUAAAAAAUGAAUGGUAAUAAUGUGAAAUGUGUACCUUCUCUAUUCCAACAAUAAUGUCAAGAGCAUAG